Aspergillus vadensis CBS 113365 is the source of this 1723-nucleotide messenger RNA. RefSeq lists its product as uncharacterized. The record is from RefSeq and is a predicted model, not a curated record. The transcript is spliced from 2 exons. Bases 483 to 1589 code for a protein of 368 amino acids. Lineage: Eukaryota; Fungi; Ascomycota; Eurotiomycetes; Eurotiales; Aspergillaceae.
CUUCCAACUACGUCAGUCCCGCCCGGAGAUCCUAUGGUUUGGUCACUCAGGUUUCUCUUUAUUCUGUAACUCCCAUCACCAUGUUUUCUGCCUCUGACUUCUGUUCUCUCCUGCACCCUAAAAUUCCCGAUUUCACUAGGAAUUCUUACGUGGCACUGCAUUCACUCUACCCCCCGAAAUCUCUGAGUCUGAUGAAUGUUUCCCCUCAUUAGGGCAGCUAUUGCUUGUGAGGGGUUGCCAUUUUGGGAAACUCAUCUGAUCUUCAGGGUCAAGUGCUGCCUCCCAUAACACUUCAUCAUUCUCUACUACUCAUAUCAUGCUUCUGGUGGAACAAUUGCUCUUCAUCUGAUCUGAUCCAGUGUUACUUUUUACCCGUGCUCUUCAAUACAAUUUCAUACCAUAUUCAAUCUGCCAUUUUCAUAGACAUCCUUAUCACCUGACCAACAAUACUAAAUCUAACAUUUCGAACCACCUAAGAGAAUAUGCCACAACUAUACUGUCCUAUACCGCCCAGGGAUAAGGACAUAUACCGCUUUCGGCAGCAAUUUGGAGCGAGUCUGGGAUCUUUCUUCGUACUCGGUCCGCGUAAUACCGCUGACGAGUCAAAUGAACUACAGUUACUCAAAACAUCCAUAGCAUCCACCGGACUCGAGCAAACCAAACAGAAAUGGGAAUCCCACUGGCACUCUGCACUGACCGACGAAGACCUUUCCUGGCUCAAGGACGUAGCGCAAUGCCGAACCCUCCGCUUACCAUUGAGCUUCUACUCCCUCGGACCCGUAUUCAGUCGGGGAACAUCCUUCGAAGGGGAUCCAUCAGAAGUGUACCACCAAUGCUGGAGUACCGUGAAGCAUCUCAUCGAAAAAUGCUGGUUCCACGGGAUCGGUAUUCUCAUUGAUUUUCAAGCCAGCGCCAGCGGUAUAAACCUCUGUGCCAGUGCCAAAGAUCGAACAAUAGCUCGGGACUGCGUCGCUUUCCUUGCCCAAGAGAUAACCUUUCAUUCUAUGUCCGGGGUAGUCGGACUCUCCGUUUCCUCCGGAUGUGAACCUGCCCCAGACAUGUGCGAAUGCUACGACGAAAUCAUCCAAAUAUCCAAUGCCAUUGAUGCAUCCUUGCCUGUAUACAUCAGCGACAAUCAGGCACAAUGCAACAAACGGGUCUUCGAGGGCUGCGAAACCGACAUUCCUCAGUUCAAGAGCGACAUCUCAAAUGGUACAGUUCAAAUACCUAGUCAAAUGAUGCUACCCGAAACAGAGGUCCGAGAGAAAACCAACCAAGCCAACGCCGAACGCUCACGGUUCCAGGACAAGGCUUUGUCGCAAGUCUCGGAGUCUUGGGGCUCGAAUAAACGUCAAAGUUUUGUUCAUGGCUGGAACUUGGGAUACGAUGAUGCAUUACGAUUCUUUAGCGCUGGUGUUCAAGGGAUCUUGGCACCGCGGAAAGGUGCGGACAAGAUCUAUGAUACAGAGUUGUGGGUUCAGCAACGUAAAAGAGAUAUAGACCAAGAGCAGCUCGAGGAGAAUUCGGCGGCAUGGGAGGAUGGUCUUCGGAGAGGGAUUAACGACCUUUACGACUUUAUCGGAAUUUGAUUUCAAAAGAGUAAUCAUGGGUCGAUAAUACUAGCGUGUAGUCUUUGUACGUCUUUGAUAAAGCGCAAUGGGUGUUAGAGAUGUUACUAAUAUGCAUCGGCUUCUCAAGACCGCGGCGGAAAUAUAUUUCGUGG